GGUAAUUUAGGGUUAUCAAAUAUUCUUUAUAUUAUCUUUCCGCAACAAGAUGGUUUGAGAACAUUCAAGUUUAUCCAUGUUUCCAUCUAUGUCCGCAUAACAAUAAGUUUUCGCUAAAAAAGUUAACUUUAUAAUAUCUAUCAAAUGUUUUUAUGAGAGAAUGCUUUUGAAACAUCCACUGAUAUUAAAACAUUUUGAUGAAAAAAUUGCAAGGCUUAUAGUUAAGUUAUGUAACUAUGUAACACGGUUUAUAGUUAUAGUUAUGUUAUGAGCUUAACUUUUUUAAUUUAAUUACAUGAAUCAUUUUAAUUUUUCUAUAUGAAAAAUUAUCUGUUUAGUUUAGAGCAUAAUGUCUAGUCUUAAAAAGAGUAUUGUAAAAAAAAAUUGACAAUAAUUUUUCUGUGUGCAGUGUGUGUGGUGAGAAAAUAUCGUGCAAAGGAGGAAGUACAUCUGCAAUGCAGAAUCACCUAAAAUUGCGUCAUCCUUCUAAUCUGGUUGUUGCUGGAAGAUCUGGUGCAGGUUCGUCAACAAGUGCUAGUAAUACCUUAAUAAGUAGGUAUUUUGACACAACAACUGUGGUUAUGAAUAGUGCCAAAAAAAAGGAGUACCGCAACAAGUUGGCAAUGAUGUGCGUUCAGGAUCUACGUCCUAUCAAUUUUGUCUUAGGGAGAGGAUUCCGUGCAGUGGCACAAUUUUUGUAUCCAGGAGCUCCACCAAUAGGAUACACAUCAAUUAUCUCACGAAUAUCUUUGCAAUUUGAGGCAAGAAAGUCUGCCAUUUUUGCAGAAGUUCAGGCAAUUAUGGGACAACUAAACAUAUAUCCUUGUCUCACAACAGAUGGCUGGACAUCGAAUUCCAAUGAAAUCUUCAUAGCUAUUUCAAUUCAUUUAUUUGACAAGAACUGGAACCUUGUCAGUUAUGUUAUCAAUUUGAUUCACUCCCAGGAGCGUCACACGAGCGUCAACCUACAGACAAGUUUGGAGGCUGCAAUGGGUGCCUGGCAUAUUCCUGAAGCUUUCGCAGUGGUGUCAGACAAUGCCGCAAAUAUUGUGCUGGCACUAACUUCAAGCAAACGUGUGCAGCAUAUGGUACAGUGUGUCGGGCAUACAAGUCAAUUGGCCAUUAAUGACAGCAUCAAUGCUUUGUCUUGAAAAUGUACAGUUUAACAUUAGUUUUUUAAAAAUUAGUUUGAAACGCUACGUUCAUUAAAAUUUAGAAGAUCCUUUAUUCAGAAAGCGUCACUAAUUUACCGAAAAGUCGGUUAACCGCAAAUUGAUGGGAACUGUUAUCGGGUUUUUGAAACAGAUAACCGGCAAAAUCACUAGUUUACACAUUUGCUUUUUGAUUUGAUUUUACUCAUUUGGUCUCUAGGUAGAGCAUGUUUUAU
This is a messenger RNA of Hydra vulgaris (swiftwater hydra), 1387 nucleotides long. RefSeq lists its product as uncharacterized. NCBI's taxonomy places the organism in Eukaryota, Metazoa, Cnidaria, Hydrozoa, Anthoathecata, Hydridae. The record is from RefSeq and is a predicted model, not a curated record.